Molecule: messenger RNA, 8076 nt
Organism: Myotis davidii
Lineage: Eukaryota; Metazoa; Chordata; Mammalia; Chiroptera; Vespertilionidae
Gene: DOCK8
Product: dedicator of cytokinesis 8
Exons: 46
Biological process (GO): small GTPase-mediated signal transduction; positive regulation of T cell migration; positive regulation of GTPase activity
Cellular component (GO): cell leading edge
Molecular function (GO): guanyl-nucleotide exchange factor activity
Source: RefSeq, a predicted model, not a curated record
CCGUCUGCACCCCUCGACCCUAGAGGCCGACCCGCGGGCGCGCCAUGGCCACGCUGCCGAGCGCAGAGCGCCGCGCGUUCGUGCUCAAGAUCAACAGGUAUUCUUCAGCGGAAAUAAGGAAACAGUUUACUCUCCCACCAAACCUUGGCCAGUACCAUCGACAAAGCAUAAGCACCUCUGCUGGCUUCCCCUCUCUCCAACUACCUCAGUUUUAUGACCCAGUGGAGCCGGUGGACUUCGAAGGACUUCUGAUGACACACCUGAACAACCUGGAUGUGGAGCUGGCCCAGGAGCUGGGAGACUUCACGGAAGACAACUUGGACGUGGUGUUCACGCCAAAGGAAUGUCGGACUUUGCAGCCCUCUUUGCCGGAGGAAGGGGUUGAACUGGACCCUCAUGUCAAGGACUGUGUUCAGACCUAUAUUCGGGAGUGGCUAAUUUUAAACCAGAAACACGUGGGAGCAGUGUUGAGACCUCCCAGAUUGUUUAGUUCUCAUUUGAGAUCCACAGUCUCUCUCACAAGGAUGUGUCUUUUCUCACAGUCAGGCCCCCGCCCCUUAAAGGUGCUGUGUGAUGUGUCUGGGAAAGGCCCGCUCACUGCUUGUGACUUCAACCUGCGCAGCCUGCAGCCUGACCAGCGGCUGGAAAACCUCCUGCAGCAUGUCAGUGCUGAGGACUUUGAGAAGCAGAACGAGGAGGCCCGGAGGACCAACCGGCAGGCCGAGCUCUUUGCCCUUUACCCAUCGGUGGACGAGGAGGAUGCUGUGGAAAUACGUCCGGUGCCAGAAUGUCCUAAGGAACAUCUGGGCAACAGAAUAUGGGUCAAGUUGCUGACCCUAAAGUUUGAGAUAGAAAUUGAGCCUCUGUUUGCAAGCAUUGCUCUCUACGAUGUUAAAGAAAGGAAAAAGAUAUCAGAAAAUUUUCACUGUGACCUGAACUCUGACCAGUUCAAAGGAUUUCUCCGUGCCCACACGCCCUCUGUUGCCCCAUCGAGUCAGGCAAGAUCUGCGGUGUUCUCCGUCACCUAUCCAUCCUCAGACAUCUACCUAGUAGUCAAGAUUGAAAAAGUCCUUCAGCAGGGAGAGAUUGGAGACUGUGCGGAACCCUACAUGGUUAUCAAAGAAAGUGAUGGUGGAAAGAGUAAAGACAAGAUUGAAAAACUGAAACUUCAAGCGGAAUCUUUCUGCCAGCGUUUGGGGAAAUACCGGAUGCCCUUUGCCUGGGCUCCUAUAAGCUUAGCAAGCUUCUUCAAUGUCUCCACCCUGGAGAGGGAGGUAACCGAUGCAGAGUCCGUGGUUGGAAGAGGCUCUGUGGGUGAGCGGAGAACCUUAUCCCAAUCUAGAAGGCUUUCGGAAAGAGCCCUCUCCUUGGAGGAAAAUGGGGUCGGAUCCAACUUCAAGACCACCAGCAUGACCAUUAACAGCUUCUUCAAGCAGGAGGGAGAUCGACUCAGUGAUGAAGACUUAUUCAAGUUUUUAGCAGACUACAAAAGAUCUUCUUCCUUACAGAGAAGAGUCAAGUCCAUUCCAGGCUUGCUCAGACUGGAGAUUUCUCUGGCUCCAGAGAUAAUCAAUUGUUGUCUGACUCCUGAACUACUGCCAGUGAAACCCUUUUCUGAAAACCGGACACGUCCACACAAAGAGAUUUUGGAAUUUCCAGUCCGGGAAGUGUAUGUCCCUCAUACUGUGUACAGAAACCUUCUCUAUGUCUACCCACAGAGGCUGAACUUCACUAACAAGCUAACAUCUGCCCGGAACAUUACAAUCAAGAUCCAGUUCAUGUGUGGAGAGGAUCCGAGCAACGCUAUGCCGGUCAUCUUUGGAAAAUCCAAUGGGCCUGAAUUUCUGCAGGAAGUGUACACAGCUGUCACAUACCAUAAUAAGUCUCCAGACUUCUAUGAAGAAGUGAAAAUUAAGCUCCCUGCUAAGCUCACAGUAAAUCACCACCUCCUGUUCACCUUCUAUCAUAUCAGCUGUCAGCAGAAGCAAGGAGCCUCCAUAGAAAGUCUCCUGGGAUAUUCAUGGCUGCCAAUUCUCUUAAAUGAACGUCUUCAAACUGGAUCCUACUGUCUCCCAGUUGCCUUGGAAAAGCUGCCACCCAACUACUCCAUGCAUUCUGCAGAGAAAGUCCCUUUACAGAAUCCUCCUAUUAAGUGGGCUGAAGGACAUAAGGGAGUAUUUAAUAUUGAAGUGCAAGCUGUUUCUUCCGUUCACACCCAGGACAACCACCUGGAGAAGUUCUUCACUCUCUGCCACUCCUUGGAGAGCCAGGUGACCUUCCCCAUCCGCGUGCUGGACCAGAAGAUCAGUGAGACGACGCUGGAGCAUGAGCUGAAGCUCAGCAUCAUCUGGCUCAACUCCUCCCGCCUGGAGCCCCUCGUGCUCUUCCUGCACCUGGUGCUGGACAAGCUCUUCCAGCUGUCCGUGCAGCCCAUGGUCAUCGCCGGCCAGACAGCCAACUUCUCCCAGUUUGCCUUUGAGUCCGUGGUGGCCAUCGCCAACAGUCUGCACAACAGCAAGGACCUGAGCAAAGACCAGCACGGGAGGAACUGCCUGCUGGCCUCCUACGUGCACUACGUCUUCCGCCUGCCUGAGCUGCAGAAGGACCUGCCCAAGUCAGGCGGCCCCACUGCUCUCCCGGACCCUCGCUACCACACGUAUGGACGUACUUCUGCGGCUGCCGUGAGCUCGAAGCUGCUGCAGGCCCGGGUGAUGAGCAGCAGUAACCCGGACCUCACCGGGACACACUCUGCCGCUGAUGAGGAAGUGAAGAACAUCAUGUCCUCAAAGAUUGCUGAUCGCAACUGCAACCGGAUGUCUUACUAUAGCUCUGGCAAUAAUGAUGUUCCGAGUGCAACCGGAGCCCCAAGGCCAACCAGCAAAAAGCACUAUAACGAAGGUCUAUUGUUAGUGAGCUUUUCUUCCAGCCUUUUCCCCUUUUCCACAGUGUACAAGCAGGUCACCAAUUUCCAUGUUGACAUUUCCCCCAUCCCUCUAUAGGUGAAAAGCAUGGCCCAGUAUGUACACAACAUGGACAAACAGGACAAUUUUCGGAGGACUCGUUUUUCCGACCGUUUCAAAGAUGACAUAACUACCAUUGUUAAUGUGGUCACCUCGGAGAUUGCAGCCCUUUUAGUAAAGCCUCAGAAGGAAACCGAACAGGCAGAGAAGAUCAACAUCAGCCUGGCUUUCUUCUUGUAUGACCUUCUCUCACUUAUGGAUCGUAGCUUUGUGUUUAACCUCAUCAAACACUAUUGCAACCAGCUGUCAGCCAAGCUGAACAACCUCGCGACGCUCAUCUCCCUGAGGCUAGAGUUCCUGAGAAUCCUCUGCAGCCAUGAACAUUACCUCAACCUGAACCUCUUCUUUAUGAGCGCGGACACUGCUCCGGCAUCUCCCUGCCCCUCCAUAUCUUCCCAGAACUCGAGCUCCUGCUCCAGUUUCCAGGACCAGAAGAUCGCCAACAUGUUCGACCUGACUCCUGAGUUCCGCCAGCAGCACUUCCUCACCGGCCUUCUCUUCACGGAACUGGCUGCUGCGCUGGAUGCCGAAGGGGAAGGGAUCAGCAAAGUGCAAAGGAAAGCUGUCAGCGCCAUUCACAGCCUGUUAAGUUCUCACGACCUUGACCCGCGCUGUGUCAAACCAGAAGUGAAGGUCAAAGUCGCUGCCCUUUACUUGCCUUUGGUUGGCAUCAUCUUGGAUGCUUUGCCACAGCUCUAUGACUUUACAGCUGCAGAUGCCCGUAGUGGAAAAAACCGCACCAGUGGUUCGGAUGAAGAACAAGAUGGGACCAGUGGAAUUAACCAGAAUGUGGCCCUGGCCAUAGCUGGGAAUCACUUUAAUUUGAAGACAAAUGGACCCAUGCUGUCUUCCUUGCCCUACAAGCAGUACAACGUGCUGAAUGCCGACACAACCCGAAACCUCAUGAUCUGCUUCCUCUGGAUCAUGAAAAAUGCAGACCAGAGCCUCAUUAGGAAGUGGAUUGCUGACCUGCCCUCCAUGCAGCUCAACAGGAUUUUAGAUCUCCUUUUCAUCUGUGUCUCGUGUUUUGAGUACAAGGGAAAGCCGAGUUCUGACAAAGUCAGUACCCAAGUCCUGCAGAAGUCGAGGGAUGUCAAGGCCAGGCUGGAAGAGGCUUUGCUCCGCGGGGAAGGGGCCAGAGGGGAGAUGAUGCGGCGCCGGGUCCCAGGGAAUGACCGAUUUUCAUGCCUAAAUGAAAAUUUGAGAUGGAAGAAGGAGCAGACACAUUGGCGGCAAGCUAAUGAGAAGCUAGAUAAAACAAAGGCAGAGUUAGAUCAAGAAGCCUUGAUCAGUGGCAAUCUAGCGACAGAAGCAAAUUUAAUCAUCCUGGACAUGCAGGAAAACAUUAUCCAGGCAAGCUCGGCUCUGGACUGCAAAGACAGCCUGCUGGGAGGUGUUCUAAGGGUUCUGGUGAAUUCUCUGAGCUGUGAUCAGAGCACCACCUACCUGACUCACUGCUUUGCAACACUCCGUGCUCUCAUUGCCAAGUUCGGCGACUUGCUGUUUGAGGAGGAGGUGGAGCAGUGUGCGGACCUGUGUCAGCGAGUGCUGCAUCACUGCAGCAGCAGCAUGGACGUCACCCGGAGCCAAGCCUGUGCCACCCUCUACCUUCUCAUGAGAUUCAGUUUUGGAGCCAUCAGUAACUUUGCAAGAGUAAAGAUGCAGGUAACCAUGUCUCUGGCAUCUUUGGUGGGCAAAGCACAAGACUUUAAUGAGGAGCACCUGAGAAAAUCCUUGAGGACAAUUUUGGCCUAUGCAGAAGAGGACAAAGCCAUGCAGACCACUCUUUUCCCCACCCAGGUUGAGGAACUUCUCUGCAAUCUGAAUAGCAUCCUAUAUGACACAGUGAAAAUGAGGGAAUUUCAGGAAGAUCCUGAAAUGCUUAUGGAUCUCAUGUACAGAAUUGCCAAGAGUUACCAGACAUCUCCCGACCUGCGGCUGACCUGGCUCCAGAAUAUGGCAGAGAAACACUCCAAGAAGAAGUGCUACACGGAGGCCGCCAUGUGCCUUGUGCACGCAGCUGCCUUGGUGGCGGAAUAUCUGAGCAUGCUAGAGGACCACAGCUACCUGCCCGUGGGCAGCGUCAGCUUUCAGAAUAUUUCUUCCAAUGUGCUGGAGGAAUCUGCAGUCUCUGAAGAUACCCUGUCGCCGGAUGAGGAUGGAGUGUGCUCAGGCCGCUACUUCACCGAGAGCGGCCUGGUGGGCCUCCUGGAACAGGCAGCCGAGCUGUUCAGCACGGGAGGAUUGUAUGAGACAGUGAAUGAGGUGUACAAACUGGUCAUCCCCAUCCUGGAAGCGCAUCGAGACUUCCGGAAGCUGACCUGCACUCAUGACAAGCUGCAGAAGGCCUUUGACAGCAUCAUUAGCAAGGGUCACAAGAGGAUGUUUGGGACCUACUUCCGAGUUGGUUUCUAUGGAUCCAAAUUUGGGGAUUUGGAUGAGCAAGAAUUUGUUUACAAAGAGCCUGCAAUUACCAAGCUUCCUGAGAUCUCUCAUAGACUGGAGGUAAGAAAAGCCUACAUACAGAUCACUUUUGUGGAGCCUUACUUUGAUGAGUAUGAGAUGAAAGACAGGGUAACCUACUUUGAGAAGAAUUUCAACCUGCGGAGGUUCAUGUACACCACCCCCUUCACCCUGGAGGGGCGGCCGCGGGGAGAGCUGCACGAGCAGUACCGGCGGAAUACCGUGCUGACCACCAUGCACGCCUUCCCCUACAUCAAGACCCGCAUCAGCGUCAUCCAGAAGGAGGAGUUUGUUUUGACACCAAUCGAAGUUGCCAUUGAAGAUAUGAAGAAGAAGACCCUGCAGCUGGCAGUUGCCAUUCACCAAGAGCCCCCCGACGCCAAGAUGCUUCAGAUGGUGCUGCAGGGCUCCGUCGGAGCUACCGUGAAUCAGGGACCACUGGAAGUAGCCCAAGUGUUUUUGGCCGAAAUUCCAGCUGACCCAAAACUCUAUCGACAUCACAACAAGUUGAGAUUAUGCUUUAAGGAAUUCAUCAUGCGAUGUGGUGAGGCCGUGGAGAAAAACAAGCGUCUCAUCACAGCUGACCAGAGGGAAUAUCAUCAGGAACUCAAAAAGAACUACAAUAAGCUGAAAGAAAACCUCAGGCCCAUGAUCGAGCGGAAAAUUCCAGAUCUCUACAAGCCGAUAUUCAGAGUUGAAAGUCAAAAGAGAGACUCCUUCCACAGAUCUAGUUUCAGGAAAUGUGAAACCCAGUUGUCACAAGGCAGCUAAGAAAAGCUGUCUACACCUGCGGAGACUGAGGCUCUGCGACCCCAGAGAAGGACUCACCGGUACUGAAACCACUGGACAUUGGCCACGCAGGACAGACUCAUGCUCCCUGGCCAGGCAGCACUCUAGAAGAUUUGAGAUCCAAGUGACCCCGUGGGGUAUUUUGUCCAUUUAGGAGGGGGGAUGAGGGUAGCUGAGGGUGUUUAGUCAGAAUUCCUGUGUAUUUAUUAAAGAAUCGUUUUCCACAGUGCUGAACAAAACAAGACAUAAACACGUCUCCUGCUGAGUGGUCAGUUACUGUCUACCGGAAGGUGACUUCCUCUGGCCCUUAUUAGGAUUUACAGGAUCAAAUUUCCCAAGGGAAAAUGGGAAAGUUGCCCACCAGCCUGUUCAGAGUGAACCUCAUUCACCCCCUCUUUAUGGGAAAGGAGGGUGAGCGUGCAGGGGUGCAAACUGUGUUCAACAAAUCCUGGGAGGGCCUUAAGGAUCUAAGAACCAUGAUGGUUGGAAACUUGGGGACAGAUUAUUUGUGACCUCGUUACCCUUUUGGUAGCGGUGAACUAUUGUUAUACAGUUGUUUUUGCUUUAUUGUUACUGGUAAAUUAAUUUAACCUGUGUAUCUAGAGGAACACACUCGCACUGAUUUAGGAGAUACAUGGUCCUCUGAGCGGCAUUCCCUUAAAUUGAAACCAUUUUCCUGGUGCUUUGCAUUUUUUCUUAUGCUCCACCUUGCCCACUCUUUCUCUCCUCCCUAGUGGGACCAAGUUUAUCUUUAUAAAAGGGUAAUAUCUCUGCUUUCAUAUCGGCACACUGUGCUGUACGCUAGCAUAUGCAUAUCACAUACAGUCUUCUUUGACUUCUUGUGACAAUGUACUUUAGGAGAAAGAUGAACAAAAUUAUUAUUUGAGAAUUAAAUUAUAUAUUUUUAAUAUGACUGAUUACCUUGACUGGUACUAAAAAUGUACUAAGAGUUGUAAACAAAAAGUUUCCCAUUGCAAUUUGUGCUUUUUGUACUGACAACUCGUAAUGCUUUGUACAGCACUUCAGAGAAGAAGAAAUAUGGGUGACUGUGGCCUCGGCCAAUCAGUGCCGUCCAGGGUCGGACCGCUUCUGCAAUAUUUAUUCUUGGUGCUCCUGAGACAGAAUUUAAUUUGGAUAUGCCAGAACUUCUUGUUUAUAUCAUCAUGAAUUUAUAUCCGGAGAGGGACUAUUUUUUUGUUUUUAAUUACUAAAGCUUAAGUUUAAGUGACAAACUUUGUUUUUUAAGCAUUCAGGGCAGAACUCUUUUUAAACUAUAUUAUAUACUUAAUUGCUUUCUUAAAUGAAUAUACAUGAUAUAUAUUUCAUAUCAUUCCAUAUGUUGUUUAGUAUCUUCUGUGUGGGAGCUCCUGAGUGAGAUGAAGGUUAAACACCAUUAUCACUACCCUCCAAAGUGUCUCCGUUUAGUGAGGAAGAGGCUCUGUAUGCGCAUAGCCGUAACACACAGCAGUCUACAACAGGCCCAUGGAAUAUAACAUUUCCUGGGGGACUCGGGAUGGCCAUCAUUAUCAGCACCUAUUCUAUUUUGCUCUCAAACAGCAGGGUUAGGUGCUAAGUUAUAGGGGGCUGGCUUUUAAUGCUACGAGCCCUAAUAAUCCUAAUAACCUAGGAUAUUCCUGACUAAAUGUCCCUGCUUUUAGAAACCUGUUGGUAUCUUUUUUUACACAGUUGGUGCCACUUGCUGCCCAAGUGCAGGAACUGUGCCCACUGCUGCAUUGCUGUUCCCUGGCCCAGUGCUCAUCACACAGAAGAUCCUCAAUAAAUACUGGUUGAAUGACUAAGUGGA